Vollenhovia emeryi is the source of this 1979-nucleotide messenger RNA. Its product is annotated as lipase 3-like. Bases 372 to 1721 code for a protein of 449 amino acids. The record is from RefSeq and is a predicted model, not a curated record. Gene Ontology annotation, molecular function: hydrolase activity, acting on ester bonds. Gene Ontology annotation, biological process: lipid metabolic process. Lineage: Eukaryota; Metazoa; Arthropoda; Insecta; Hymenoptera; Formicidae. The transcript is spliced from 9 exons.
UUCUCGUACAAAUUUACACGGCUCAGAGGAUAUAAUGCCAGAUUAUCGUAGUAAGGCUGCAGCGAUUCUGCAUAUAUAUUUGUCUGAGCACAGCUGCGCGUCGCUUACAGUUUCAACUUAUCCGCCGUGUGUGACAGUUAGCGUUUUUAUGCUUUGGUGAGACCAAAACACGAUUUGCAAGUGUAAAGAUCAAACAACAUACUGCUGAGAAUGUGCUUUUCAACUUUUGAGCGCUAAUUUAAAGUUUUCAAAAUGACUACAUUGGUUUCUAGAAAUACAAAGACGCCAGAAUACCACAGUACUUAUAUCGAAUAAUAUUGUGGGUACUUACAAGUUAUAGUUUAUAAUAGCGAGAGUAUAAACGAUAUAUAAUGAGAAUGGACAUGAAACUUGUUUCCUUCGUACUUAUACUUACUGUAGUGUUGCUGGAAGCGAAAAUAAAUUUCUGGGAAGACUUACAAUUAGCAAUCUCUCGGAAAGCAAUAUUCAACUAUCUGUUCGCGAAAACUCCCAAUGUAGUAAGAGUAAGGAAACCAGAAAAGAUCGUGACACAAGCAAACUAUGUAACCACAUUGGAUUUUAUCGGUUUAGUAGAAAGAUACGGUUACCCUGCCGAGGAGCAUUACGUCACAACGGAAGAUGGUUACAACUUGGUGAUACACAGAAUAUCAGGAAGUCCUUUGUCUAACAAUCAACAGAGAAAAAAAGUUAUAUUUCUUCAACACGGUUUAUUGGGUUCAUCCGAUUCCUGGGUGUCAAUCGGCGCUGGCAAAGACCUUGCAUUUUUAUUGGCUGAUCAAGGAUAUGAUGUGUGGGUUGGAAAUGUCAGGGGAAAUUCGUAUUGCAGAUCGCAUGUAAAACUGUCCCCACAAAAUAAAGAUUUUUGGCAAUUUAGCUAUGACGAGAUAGGAACGAAAGACCUACCAGUUAUGAUCGAUUAUGUACUCAGUAACACAAAACAAAAGACUCUACGCUAUGUCGGUCACUCAAUGGGGACUACUACAUUAUUUAUUUUAUUAUCCACGAAACCAGAAUACAAUGUGAAAAUAAAAUUGGGUAUCCUUCUUGCUCCGGUCGGUAUUUGGAAAGAAAUAUCUACCCCGGUGGAACAUAUUUAUAAUAGAAUACCAAAGUUAAAGGGAUUUUUAGAUUCCAACGGAAUAUAUGAAAUAGCUACCUUGUCAUCAAAGAGCAUCUCUAUCGGAAGAACACUAUGUUCAGAUACGGCAGUUACCCAGGCUGUCUGCAUUGCAAUAUUUUUUUUGUUAUCCGGAUCUGACCCAGCACAACUUAACACUACGAUGUUACCAGAAAUAUUAUCACAUUUCCCGAGCGGCGCUUCCGUACAGACAUUUCAUCAUUUUUACCAAAAUAUUGCUACACAAAAAUUUCAAGCUUACGAUUAUGGAUAUUUUAACAAUUACAAGCAAUAUGGACAGUCAACCCCUCUGAUUUAUGAUCUUAAGAAAGUUACCGCCCCCAUGGCUUUAUUUUACGGCGACAAUGAUCAGCUUGAUCUAAAAUCGAGCGUUCUCGAGACAUCCAAGCAUCUACCGAACAUUAUUCUACUGGAACAAAUUCCGUAUAAAUUGUUCACCCAUCUGGAUUUUCUAUGGGCCACCGAUGGAAAAGCUCUAUUAUACGACCGUGUAAUAGAGGUACUUGAGGAGUUGAUAUUUCGCAGACUGUGUCAAUCUAUGAAUAGUUUGACUUUCUGUUGAAAAAUUUAUUUACUUUUGGAUUAUAAUAAUGUUUAUAAUCCAAUAAUAGAAAAGCUUAUACUAAAUUACUGGCUGAAAAAUAUGCUGCAAAUUAUCCUUUUUUGACAAACAUUUAAAAAUAUAAUAUUAUUGCAUCAUCCCAGCAACGCCGUGUUUCUGCCGGAAGAAUUUUUUCUAAAAACCUGGCAAUAUAUUAGCUAUAAUAACAAUAAGGCAUUAAGAUAUGUAUAGUAUGUAAUUGAUUGAUUAAAGAUAAUA